Lagopus leucura (white-tailed ptarmigan) is the source of this 2137-nucleotide messenger RNA. RefSeq names its product golgi phosphoprotein 3 (gene GOLPH3). The transcript is spliced from 4 exons. Gene Ontology annotation, cellular component: trans-Golgi network; cytosol; Golgi cisterna. The record is from RefSeq and is a predicted model, not a curated record. Gene Ontology annotation, biological process: Golgi vesicle budding; Golgi to plasma membrane protein transport; Golgi organization. Lineage: Eukaryota; Metazoa; Chordata; Aves; Galliformes; Phasianidae. Gene Ontology annotation, molecular function: phosphatidylinositol-4-phosphate binding. Bases 16 to 900 code for a protein of 294 amino acids.
CCGCCGCCCGCAGCCAUGACGUCCCUCACGCAGCGCAGCUCCGGCCUGGUGCAGCGCCGCACCGAGGCGUCCCGCAGCGCCGCCGCCGACAAGGAGAGGGGGGCCGGGGGCGGCCCGGAGGACGAAGACCGUCGGGAAGAGCCGGGAGACGACGAGAAGGGAGACUCCAAGGAAACGCGGCUGACCCUGAUGGAGGAGGUGCUGCUCCUGGGCCUCAAGGACCGCGAGGGUUACACAUCCUUCUGGAAUGAUUGCAUCUCCUCAGGAUUGCGUGGCUGCAUGCUAAUUGAACUUGCGUUGCGUGGACGUCUUCAGCUAGAGGCUUGUGGAAUGAGGCGCAAAAGUCUGCUGACUAGAAAAGUGAUUUGCAAGUCUGAUGCUCCUACAGGGGAUGUUCUGCUUGAUGAAGCUCUGAAACACAUAAAAGAGACCCAGCCUCCUGAAACAGUACAAAAUUGGAUUGAACUGCUUAGUGGUGAAACAUGGAACCCGUUGAAGUUGCACUACCAGUUACGAAAUGUCCGUGAACGGUUAGCUAAAAAUCUAGUGGAAAAAGGUGUACUGACCACAGAGAAACAGAACUUCCUUCUUUUUGACAUGACUACGCACCCGCUCACCAACAACAACAUCAAACAGCGCCUCAUCAAGAAGGUUCAGGAGGCGGUUCUUGACAAAUGGGUGAAUGACCCCCACCGCAUGGACAAGCGCUUGCUGGCACUCGUUUAUUUAGCCCAUGCUUCAGAUGUCCUGGAGAACGCUUUUGCCCCCCUUCUGGAUGAGCAGUAUGAUUUAGCCACAAAGAGAGUGCGGCAGCUUCUGGAUUUAGACCCUGAGGUUGAAUGUAUGAAAGCCAACACAAAUGAGGUUCUGUGGGCUGUUGUAGCAGCUUUCACAAAAUAACUGCAAUCAGACUGAAGUGUUCUCUUUUCUUCCAUGUAAACCAGUUGUUUCUCUUCUAUUGACUAUUCAUAUUUCCUGUAAUUUGUACCUUCUCACAUGAUGAAUCAGCUCUUGUUUAAUGGGGAUUAUAAAUGGUGUAUUCCUUCCUUCUCUGUGCAUUUGUAUACAGGGUUCUGCUGGUACAAGAGAGCUUCCUGUUUAACACAACAACAGAAAAAGGUUUUACUGCCAUAUUGGCAUUGCAUUUCAUGUUAAGUAGGAGUUAUCUGAAGUACUUUGGUUACUCUGUUUUUCAUUUUAUUGUUACUGAAGUGGUUUAACAUGGAAAGCACCUCAAGGAAAUGUGCAUGCAAUUGGAUCACUAGUCUCAGCUGACACAGAUGUGUGCAUGCAUCAGUACUUCUACAGUAUGAUUCAUAGCAGAUCAAAAAGGGCCUUUUAAAUCACCAAAGCUCUAUGUUGAAGUGUCUGUCAGGGCAUUUUAUACACAGACCUUUAUUUCAAUUAUGUCUAACAAAAUUACUUUAAAAGCAGAAAUUCCGUUAAGCAGCUUUGUCAAUGGUCCUGUGAAGAUGCCCUAUAAAGUUUUACUUUUCAUGUAAGUCUCUCAUGUACUUAUACUUUCAUUAGAAUGAUAGUUGAGUCAGAAGGCUAGUGUAGAAAGGUCCAGUUGUUUCAUAAACCAGUUUGGGGAUGGAAUACAUUCCAUUAUAUUGUAUAUAUAGUUCAAGUUGUAUAUUAACAACUGCCCUAUCUUAGUAUUUUGCAAGAUCUAUUUAGUUGUACGCCUGGUGCCCCUUACUUGCUGUCAGUUGUUGCCAUUUGUUGGAAAGAAAGGCCUCUUAUAAAGAGCAUGUAUGUGAAAGCUUUUUGUUUCCAGUGUCUCCCGAGUUUGCCAUCCAGAUAUUCUCAGUCUAUACAUUGCCUUUGAUAAUUAGUGUACAGAAAGAGACCACUUUCUGUCAUUGUUAAGCGUUUGUUUUUCUUUCCCCUCCUGUAUGGAAGAUGCUUGUGACCAGUACAGUUCUUGAGUGCAGUUUUAAUUUUGUUUGUACGCAAGUUAAUGUUUGUCUAAGUGUCAUAAUCUAUUUUACACUUUAAAACAAAGUCAGUCCUAGCAGGUAUUGCAUGUACGUGGUUUGCAAGUAAUGACUGCAGUUUGGAUGAUUAAGAUUUCUGCAGUGGGACACUCAUUUUAAUUUUUGUAUACAAUUAUGCUGAUUACCCCACUGCGGGG